Messenger RNA from Prorocentrum cordatum, 986 nucleotides. NCBI's taxonomy places the organism in Eukaryota, Dinophyceae, Prorocentrales, Prorocentraceae. The record is from the annotation of a GenBank genome assembly.
GCGGAUUCGCCGCUGCCGUUGUGCAGCUUUCGGACACGGCGAAGGCGGACACCCGCACGUACCAGCACACCGUCAUCCAGAACGGGCUGCAGGUGCUGAACAUCCAGGACAAGCGCAGCAACAGGGCUGCGUUCGCCAUGGCUGUCCAGGCGGGCUCGCUGGACGACCCGGCGGAGCUGCCCGGGCUCGCCCACUUCUGCGAGCACAUGCUCUUCCUGGGCACCAGCAGGUACCCCCUGCCAGACGAUUACCGCAACUUCAUGUCCGCUCAUGGCGGGACCCACAACGCGUUCACUGCUGGGGAAGUGACGGUGUACUUCGGGGAGGUCCCCUACGAGGCCGCCUCCGACGCCCUGUCCCGCUUCUCGGACUUCUUUCGGGCUCCCCUCUUCAACAGCGACUAUGUCCAGAAGGAGGUGCACGCCAUCGACAACGAGCACGCCAAGAAUGUGAUCUGGGCAGGCAAAGCGGGAGUGGGGCGAUGGGAUCUCAAGGCCUGGCGGCGGAAGAACGCGUUGCCAGGCCCCUCGGCCCUCGGCCCCUCGGCCCCUCGGGGCCUUCACGCCGCCUUCUUCGACGACAGGGCGUCGCGGGCGGCCGUCGUCAGCGCGUUCGUGCUCGAGUGCUGGAUCAGCGCCCUGCGCGUGUCCGACAACGGCGACUCCGUGUCUUUGCCGGUCUCGAGGUCCUUGGCCGUGAUGUCGCGCAGGAACCCCGUGGUCUGCUUCGCGUCGUAUUUCUUGCCCAGGCUGUCCAUGCACUGGUGGGCCGCGGCACCGCUGACCACGACGAGCUUCUUGCUGCCGCCGAUGCACAUCCUCAGCGUGGGCAACUGCCCCAGCUCGAAGGCCGAGGUCUCCAGCUUCUUGUCCACGACGAAGAUGCUCGGGAUCAAAGCGCACCGCAGUGGGUCGGGCUUCAUCUCCUCCGGGGUCAAGAGCACCCGCUGGGACGCGUGGAAGAGGGACAUCCGGACUUUCUCCUAG